CAUGCUGCGGAACCGCGAUGGUUAACAAUGUUCCGGGUUUUGCUUCAUUUCUGGUGCGCGGUAAUGGCUAUGAUUUUCGCGUAUGCCUUCGGACAUGAGAAUUUCAGUGUUAGAAACGUCUUCUUUCUUUUUUCUGUUCCUUUCCUUAACUUUUUUUUACGCAAGCUUUUCCUGACGCAUCUACUCCUAUUUCAAACUUAAGUGGAGGCUGUUUUAUAUCUACACACUAUCUGAAACUAAUUUCUUUGCAUGGUCCGAAAUUUCGUUGCAGCUGGCCAGCAAGCUGUCUUUGUCGCUGCUUUGUGUACUGUGGGCGAAAAUUUUAUUUUCUCUUUCUUUUUUCUGUGCUGCCGAGGUCUCCGAAGAAGGGAUUUUGAUUGCAAGAACAGUUGCAGUUCGUCACUUUCCCACGGACGUAGUUGCCGCAGUGCACUUAGACGUGCGUUCCACCUAAAUUCGCAGAUAUGGAUUCAGAGUUCUGCUGCAUGCAAUGUGGCAAACAGUUCAACGGACCCGUACCUUACAUGGGACACCUGCGGAGUCCUAAGCACCUCAAGAACGCCACCGAGCCGAUACAAGGCCGAUUCGAGCCGAUACGUGGCAGGAGCGACUUGGUUGACGUAAGCGGCCUGACACCGAGGCGUGGGAUGCCCAUCAUGUGCCAUGUGUGCAACGUCCCAGUAAACUCUCCAGCACUCUUGGAAAUCCACAAGAAGGGCAAGAAUCACUUGCGGAAGGUCAAGAACCUACAGAUGCGGGCUCAAAUCAUGGCCGCAGGAGAUGGAGGACCCUCGCAAGCCGGGCCCUCGUUUGCUCGCACGGAAACUUUCAGGGCCACUCCUUCCGCAUCCACUUCUGGGCACCGGUCGACGGUCGAUGAGGCAGCCGCCGACCUGUCCUGCAGGCGUUGCGGCAUUGUGCUCUUCGAAAGCUCGCUGUACAAGGCUGAACACAUGAAGACCUUCUCCCACAUGCGCCGGGCCACCGCUGACACCGACUCGGUUUCCCGUUCAGUGAGCAGGCUCUCCAUCGACGAUUAUCAGUGAGACGAGCUGACGAGGACUGGGGAGACGACCGGCUUGGGCUAUAAACCCCAAAGUCCACGUUCGCGAUGACUCCAUUGAUCGACUACCCGGACGCAACGAAAAAAAAAAAAAAAAAGCGAGGAGGAUUUUUUUUUUUUUUAAAGGCAUCACCUGCUAUUCCCGGUCUACUGCCGGGUAUACAUACCUCCCGCUUACUUUUUUCCCCCCUCUUCUUUUCUUUUUCUCCCCUUUUGAAAUCAUGCGUGCGCAGAAGCACUGUCAUUCUGUCUACUCUUUCCCGUGUUUCAUUGUUUGUUUGUUUUUGCUUUUGUUUCUACACAUAUGGGUACCUUGCUUUCUUUAUGUAGGCAACUCUCUGCUGAAAAUAAAGUUGGUACUGUGAACUCGA
Molecule: messenger RNA, 1434 nt
Organism: Dermacentor andersoni
Lineage: Eukaryota; Metazoa; Arthropoda; Arachnida; Ixodida; Ixodidae
Molecular function (GO): nucleic acid binding; zinc ion binding
Source: RefSeq, a predicted model, not a curated record